Mauremys reevesii (Reeves's turtle) is the source of this 3149-nucleotide messenger RNA. It is a transcript of the gene XKR7, whose product is annotated as XK related 7. Gene Ontology annotation, cellular component: plasma membrane. Gene Ontology annotation, biological process: engulfment of apoptotic cell; phosphatidylserine exposure on apoptotic cell surface; apoptotic process involved in development. NCBI's taxonomy places the organism in Eukaryota, Metazoa, Chordata, Testudines, Geoemydidae. The coding region runs from base 1 to 1752 and encodes 583 amino acids. The transcript has 3 exons. The record is from RefSeq and is a predicted model, not a curated record.
AUGGCCGCGAAGUCGGAUGGAGCCGGGGCGGCCUCGGCCGUGCGCAUGGAGGGCGCGGAGGGCGGCGGCGCGGGCUCGCUGGCGGGCGGGUCCCGCCGAGGGGGCGGCGGGGGCGCGGGGCCCGGGCCCGGCAGCCCCUUGGCGGCCGCCCCGCCGGCGCCCCGCGCCUACAGCCUGCUGGACUGCUGCUGGGUGCUGUGCGCCCUGCUCGUCUUCUUCUCGGACGGGGCCAGCGACCUGUGGCUGGCGGCCGAUUACUACCUGCGGCGCCAGUUCUGGUGGUUCGGGCUCACGCUGCUCUUCGUGCUGCUGCCCUCGCUCGUGGUGCAGCUGCUCAGCUUCAGGUGGUUCGUCUACGACUACGCGGCGCCCCGAGCCCCCGGGCCGGCCGCGGCCCCGGCCCCCGCCGCCGGCACCAAGGACAGCGGCUGCACCAAGGACAGCGGCCGGCCCGGCUCCGCGCUCCUCUCGCCGCCCCCCGCCCGCGCCCCGGCCCCGGCCCCGGCCCCCGGCGCCUCCCGGACCCGGGGCUGCUGCCGCCUCUGCGUCUGGAUCCUGCAGUCCCUCAUCCACCUCCUGCAGCUGGGACAGGUCUGGAGGUACCUCCGGACCCUGUACCUCGGCCUCCAGAGCCGCUGGCAGUCAGAGCACAGGCAGCGCCACUUCUACUGGAGGAUGAUGUUUGAGAGCGCGGACAUCAGCAUGCUGCGGCUGCUGGAGACCUUCCUGAAGAGCGCCCCCCAGCUGGUGCUGCAGCUGAGCAUCAUGGUGCAGCAGAACAACAUCGAGCCUCUGCAGGGUCUCUCGGCCUCGGCCUCCCUGGUGUCCCUGGCGUGGAUGAUUGCCUCCUACCAGAAGGUGCUGCGGGACUCGCGGGAGGACAAGAUGCCCAUGUCCUACAAGGGGGCAGUGGUGCAGAUCCUGUGGCACCUGUUCACCAUCGCUGCCCGCGCCAUUGCCUUCGCCCUCUUCGCCUCUGUGUUCCAGCUCUACUUUGGCAUCUUCAUCGUCACGCACUGGUGCAUCAUGACCUUCUGGAUCAUCCAGGGGGAGACGGACUUCUGCAUGUCCAAGUGGGAGGAGAUCAUCUACAACAUGGUGGUGGGUAUCAUCUACAUCUUCUGCUGGUUCAACGUGAAGGAGGGCCGGAGCCGCGGCCGCAUGGCCAUCUACUACACCAUCACGCUGGCAGAGAACGCGGCCCUCACCGGGCUCUGGUACAUGUACUACGACCGCCAGGCCACCUCAGACUUCGACGCCUUAAUCCUUGUCUGUGUGGUCUCCUCCAGCUUCGCCCUGGGCAUCUUCUUCAUGUUCAUCUACUACUGCCUCUUGCACCCCAACGGGCCCGUGUUUGGCCCCCAGACCACAGGCUGCAUUUUCAAAAAGGCGCCGGCCGCCUGCGUGGGGCCCCCAGAGGACGUUAUCACCAGCCCCCCGCGCUCCCUGCCACGGACUACAGGGGGGGAGAGGGAAGGGGUGCCAGGGGACAGGGACAGCUGCGUGCCUGUUUUUCAGGUCAGGCCAAGCGUCCCCCCGACCCCUGUUGCCCGCGCCCCCCGGACAGAAGGGCCCGUCAUCCGAAUAGAUCUGCCCAGGAAGAAGUACCCAGCCUGGGACGCCCAUUUUAUUGACAGGCGGCUCCGUAAGACGAUCCUAGCGCUGGAGUAUUCGUCUCCGGCUACCCCCCGCCUGCAGUACCGCAGCAUGGGGGCCUCGCAGGAGGUGCUGGAGUAUGAGACCACGGUGUAGGCCAGCGCGGGAGCCAUGUAACUGCCUAGCAUGCCCCCCGCCAUGGGGCUGACCCGCUGGUGCAUUUCCAGAGCCCACUGGCCAACAGCCACGCCCGGCCUUCCGCUGCCCUGGGAAGUGGCUGUCCAGUAUCUUCUUAGCAUUUUGCCUUUUGUGUUCAUUAGCACUGAUGGCCCCCACCUCCCCGCUCUACCCCCCAUCCAGAGGGGUUGGCGAGGUCAGCUGGUGCUACCCCCUGCUCUGCCUUGACGAGCUCUCCCUCUAGCGAUGCCAUGGCAAAGUUUUCCUCCCUGGGCCCCAGUUGCCUCCCUGGCAACCCCACAAAUGGGCCCAGAGGAGUCCAUCCUCCCCUCCAGGCAGGAGGCUUUGUUGGUGCUGAAAUACCUCACCUGUACCUGAGCUCAAACAGCCCGGAGCUGCCCCAUGGCGUGGCCUCUAGCCACCAGCAAAGGGGCAGGGCACCUGGUUUGCACAGGGCCCGGCUGGAGAGGGUGGGGAGCAGCUUUCCUGCUGGGGUGAGGACUGGCUGGAGCAGGGCAGCAGGGUGCGUGAGGGGGGGAGGAAUCGGGGCAGGCUGAGUGCCCUGGAUACAGAAAUGCACUGCAAACCCCUGCUGCUUUGGGCACAGGGGGGCUCUGGGAAUUGGGCCCGAGACGUGCAGAGCUCGGGGGGGAAAGGGGGGGCCCUGGUUGCUGGAACACACACUGGGUGCUGGGGUGUGCCGAGGGUGCUGGGGUAAGGUGGAGCGUGGCAGUUGAUCACAGGCACAAUCCUUUAUCGUUCCUGUAUAAAGUCUGUUCCCGCAAUUCCCUGGGCCUUGAAAUUGGGGAAUGGCCUUGGGCCCUCUCCCACACACACCCUGAGACACCUGCCAGUCCGUGGGGGCAGAUGCACUUCGGCCUCUGAGUAAAGGGGCCAUAGGAAGGUUAAUAAUCCCAGCGUCCCAUGGGGUGAGCGUGGCAGGGGAUUCUCCCUAGAGUGUUGGGGUCACGACGGAGAGAGCCCGUGGGAUCCCAAGGAGCACGUCGGCGAAGCUGGGCCGGCAGAAGCUGGAGACAACACAGAGAGAAAGCUGGAGCAGAAUGAGGUGUUUGCUUGAGGCCAGGCCAGGCCAAGCCAGGGCCAACGGCCCUAGCAGGAUAAACGUCCGAUUCGUACCAGUGCCAAUGGCCAAACUCCCUGGGCCUUCAGUGGGAGCGGCUGAGGGCAGUGUCGUCACCAUGCAAGAGCCCCAAGGCUGCAGCCAUGCCAGGCACCAUCACACCCCCAGCGUUUGCCACUCUGCAGUGCCGGCUGUGCCAUUCCAUCUCCCGUGCAAGGGACGCAGAGGGGCCGGGCUUGAUUCCGGGGCCUUGGGUGGUAAAUGCUGCGUCUGCAGGGGCUGGGUGGGCCCUGUU